Messenger RNA from Notolabrus celidotus (New Zealand spotty), 2767 nucleotides. RefSeq names its product putative nuclease HARBI1. The coding region runs from base 532 to 1251 and encodes 239 amino acids. The transcript is spliced from 3 exons. The record is from RefSeq and is a predicted model, not a curated record. NCBI's taxonomy places the organism in Eukaryota, Metazoa, Chordata, Actinopteri, Labriformes, Labridae.
ACUGAAGUCAGAUUAUAUAUUGAAUCGUUUUACCCAUAGAUUUUGUUCUUAAUUUAGUACUAAACCUUAAAAUAUCAUGCAAAAUCAACAAAGGAAACAUAGAAAUCAAUAUACGUUUUAGUUUUUGUACUGAAUGUUAGCCAUAACUAUUAAAAAAGCUCUUUCCGAUGUAAAACAUAAGCAAACCCAGUCCUCUAAUCAAAUAUUUUAUUAGCGCUGCAGCUCCGAGCGCACAGCUGAGGGACGGGUAGUAUGUAACAUAGUUUGCAGGAAGGCUUUCCGGUAACACAGUGGCCUACAUAUAUCAGCAAAUAAAAUAUUAUUUCGCACAUGGUUUUCGUAUGAAAUCGAUGCAGUGACCACAAGUCUGAUGUCACACAUACAACCAAAUUCAGAAUGAGAUCUCACAGUUGGGAGUAAUUGACCAAAAGUAAUUGUUGCAAUCAUUCUGGCAAGGUGUGGAGCAAUCAGUCUGAUUUGUGGUGGCAUAUAAAAGCUGCAUUGAAACUCAUGCAUGCGUAAAUCUGCACGAUGGAUGCACUGGCAUUACUGGAGGACGUCGCCAACGGCAGAAUUCGCAGAGAACGGGUAUUUAGAGAUCACUCAGAUUUCUUGGCCCAAGAUGAUGACUGGCUCAUAAGCCGAUUCAGAUUUCGAAGAGCUGUGCUCCUGGAUCUGUGUACUGAAUUGGGCCCUGGGUUGGAGAGGGAAACCCGACGAAACCAUGCCAUCCCUGUUCCCAUACAGGUGUUAACCACUCUGGGUUUUUUGGCAACCGGGUCAUAUCAGCGGGAAAUGGCUGACAGGUCGGGGAUAUCACAGUCGUCCCUCAGCGCGAUGAUGCCUGCUGUCUGGACUGGCAUCAUUAAUUUAAGUAGUCGUUAUAUUAGAUUUCCCUACACUGUGGAAGAACAGGCCAACAUUAAAAGGCAAUUUGCAGAAAUGUCCGGUUUCCCAAAUGUAUUCGGCGCAAUUGACUGCACACAUAUUGCUAUACGGGCUCCAUAUGAAAACGAAUAUGUAUAUAUAAACAGAAAGCAUGUUCAUUCAGUCAACGUGCAAGUAAUAUGUGACCCGAACAUGGUGUUUGAAAAUAUAGUGGCAAGAUGGCCUGGCUCAACACAUGAUUCAUUCAUCCUGAGCAGUGUAGGCAGGAGACUACAGGCAGGCACUGUGCCUGAUGGCUGGCUUCUUGGUGAUAGUGGCUAUCCCCUGAGGCGCUGGCUCCUCACCCCCUUCCAGAACCCAUAGAGCGAAGAGGAAACGCGCUUUAAUAACAUUCACGCUCAUGCGCGCUCAGUUGUGGAGCGUGCAAUCGGCCUUCUAAAAUGCUGAUGGAGGUGUCUCGAUGCCUCUGGUGGCAAGCUAUUAUACCACCCUACAAAAGUUUGCAGGAUUGUGAGGGCGUGUGGGGUUCUUCACAACAUGGUGGUUUGUGAUUUAUAAACGGAACAUUGCCUAAAGUUUGCGUGCGAACGGUUUUAUAAAUCAGAACUAUUUUUGGCGCAGUACGUACUCCUUUAGUAGGGAUUCUACGCACUCUUUUAUAAAUGAGACCCCAGAUCAGUGAAUCUGGCUCUCAUUCUUGUCCUUUCCUGAAUGUCACACACUACUCCCCUCCACUUAUCUCUCAACUUGAAAGGAUGCUUGGAGAGAACUACCUUCAUGUUAGUAGGGCUAUCCAUUUCCUCAAUAUAUUCCAUGCUGUCAACAGUAUUGCAGCAACUACUAAGGAACACAGCAAACCUAAUAACUGGCCAAUUCAGAGCCUUUUUCGAUGUAAGCGGAAGCGAUAGUGUACUCAUUUCCAAAGUGAUUGUUCAGAAGCUCCUUGGCUUCUUGAUAGCCUUUGUCAGGAUGCAUAUGUGAACAACUUCGAACAAGAACCUUAGGUUUGCCUCGAGUAAACUGCUCCAGGAAAUGCAAUCUAUUUGUAAUGCUUUCUGUUCUUUCCUCAAUCCCAUGCUCAAAUGCUUUCAUGAAGAAACCAAACUCCGGAGGAUCUCCACUGAAAACUGGGAUAUCCAUUGGUGGAAGAGUAGACACUUCUGUUGCUUCACCAAAAGCUCAGUAAUGUCGUUUUGUUGCUGCAUGACAUUAAGCAAAUCUCCAAUAUCAGCAACCCUGCUUUGUCCUGUGUUAUGCUGUUUGCUGGAACUAGCAUUCACUUGAUAAAGUCUGCCGCCUCUUUCUGGACUAUUAUGAAGCCUGGUUCUCUGUGUAACAUCCAGCUGACUCCUUUGGCGGACGUCUCCACGGUCUGACUGCACAGUCCUGCUCAGAUGAAAGCACACAUGGUAGCACACAUGCUCAGUUGCUCCCAUUUGGCAGCACCAAUUACCUGCAGCAUGUCAAUUAAAGGCACAUACACUCAAGUAGCUCUAUGGCUCUAACAGUAUUUUUUGGUUUGAAAUCUUUUGAAUUUAAAUUUAAACAUGCAAGCAUAUCAAAGAGGAUAUCAAAGACUUUGACUCAUGUUUGAUUACUCAAUUUAUUAUUUUUAAAACACAGGAGAGGACACACAGUGGCAGCCACGUGCAAAAGACUCGGAGGAUUCCUCCACCAUCCCCAGCGUCUCUGGCGCCAGUACGCCGCAACCACCAACUGCUGCUGCUGCUACUGCUGCUGUCCGCCCGACUGGCCUUGUCCUCCACUGUGCUGUGCUGGAGUCACAAGAAGAAAUUGUUAGAGCAGGAAGCGGCAUAAAUGAUGACCUAGAUCAACUAAUAGGCAUCCUCACAAAUAUUGGUGAAUCAAUAAAUGCAUU